UUUGUCAUGCUCUUCCUAUUUCCGGUUCAUGGGGCGGGCGAGGGUAGUGAGGCGGACAUGGCCGUCGCAAUGGCCCUUGGGCUCUGCCCCUGCCCGCCGACCAUGGCCUGUCCCUGAGCAGCUCCCGCUUCUCCGUCGAGCCGUGGUGCGGACGGAGAGGACCGUGCGCGGCAGCAGGAUGUCAUCACAUUCCCAUACCUCUGCUGUGCUGGUAGUCUUUAUGGCCCUUGCUGUUGGUGUGGGAGCUGAACCGCUGACUGAGAAGAGCUGUGAUGUGGUUGGUGAUGAGAGUACUGAGUCACAGAUGGAAAAAGCCCUGCUGAAGAAACUAGAACCACUGAGUCAAAUAAGAUUUAACACGACUGUGGAGAUUGGCACAACUGAAAACUAUGCCUACCAUUUCAGGGUAUGCAGAGAGGUCAACAGCAGCUUGCAUGAUUUUGCUGGCGUAGUACAAAUGGAUAGGCAGUCUGGAAAGACUACAGUAAUAGGAAGAAUCAAUGAAACCCAGGUCUUCAAUGGAAGUGACUGGAUCAUGCUGAUUUAUAAAGGAGGUGAUUCAUAUGGUAGGCACUGCAGUGGUGAGAAGAGAAGAGCUGUGAUAAUGAUUUCUUGCAAGCGAGGAAUUACAGCGAGUUCAUUCAGCAUUAUUUCAGAAGAGAGGGAAAAGGAGCAGGACUGUUUCUACCUCUUUGAGAUGGACAGCAGUGUGGCUUGUCCAGCUGAGGAUUCUCACCUCAGCACUGGCUCCAUUCUACUAAUCACGUUUUCCUCAGUAAUCGCAGUCUAUAUCAUUGGUGGGUUUCUCUACCAGCGCCUUAUAGUGGGAGCAAAGGGCAUGGAGCAGUUCCCUCACUUUGCGUUCUGGCAAGAUUUGGGCAAUUUGGUUGCGGAUGGCUGUGACUUUGUCUGCCGAUCUAAGCCUCGAAAUGUACCAGCUACAUACCGUGGUGUGGGUGAUGACCAGCUGGGUGAUGAGUCAGAGGAACGGGAUGACCACUUGCUACCAAUGUGAUAGGCUUUCAACACUUCUCCCCAUUUCCCCCCAGCCAGUUCUUCUCUCUUCUGAUUUUUCUUUACAUGAUACGCUUUGCCUGUCUGGUGUGUCAAGUCUCAUGGAUGCCUCUAGAUGUGAACAGCACUGGUCCCCAAUGGCAUGCCUCAUUGCUGUAAUGCUGUUUUGUUUUUUUGUUUUUUUUUUGUUUUUUCCAAAAAAAUGCAGUAAAGCAGCAAAGCUAUGGGGAGCAAGUGCUGAGAGUUGAUAGGACAGCAAGAAAACAAUGUGAAUGAUCAGCACUGAGAAGGAAAGGGAGUUUCUUCAUUGAGAGGAAGAAAGGGCUGUGAAUGCAUAUGCAGAAAGGGAAGUCUCCAUUUAAAAAACUGAGACUGUAGCAGAGGGGUCUUUUAAUGUAUUUUUUUUUCCUAGGAUUUACAAAAUCUGUUAGACACUUUUUUUUUUCCUUUAAAUGCAUUUUUGGCUUUUCUAGCACCUGCACUGUUGCACACAGUCUUUGUCAGCAUAACCUGCAUGAAAAGCUCUAUGCUGGACUCACUGGAGUUGGAAGAGGCAUUAGCACCCCUCUAGUCUUUUUUCUAAUGCCAAUGUGUUGAAAAAUAGACACCUGUUUCCUUCAGGAGGUGUAAAAGGAUGCAUGCCAUCCUCUCAGACAAGAGAGGGGCAAUGCUAAAAAGAACCGAGUUAAAUGCUGUUUCACUACUUUUGAAUUCAGUCAAAAUACUGUCUUCUCCAUCACAGAAGAGCAAAAAAAAAAAAAAAUUAUCAUCUCCUAAAUGAAGGGAAUGCUUUCUGAAUGUGUAAGUGACAUCAAGGCAAAAUCAGAAAAUUGAAGACAGCUAUCACUUGAGUUCUUUAAGAAGCCUUACUUGAAGCUUUAUGCCUAUACAGCUCAGUCAUGGUCAGAAUUGUGAUCUCAUGCUUCCUGAAGCUUCCUUGUCUGGCAGAAUGUUUUCCUGGGAAGCUACUACAAUUCUUAUUAAAAAGAGUAAGAAUGCUAACACACUCAGAAAUGUUUUGAGAGUGACCCCAGUUGCUGUCCCCUUCAACAUGAUGUACACCAGUCUUAAGACACUUGCCCUGUGCAGAUGGUACUUGAAUACUGCUUGGAGCAAGAGAGCCUUCCACUUGGGCACUUGGGAAAAGCAGGUACAGCUGAGUUACAAGACUUAAUUUGAACCUUUAGGAGCAUAGUACUUUGAUUCUUAAUUGCUUUUUGCUUAGUCUAGCUCCUCACUCCCAUCUGCAGUAUGGCAGAAUGGAAAGAAAACAGUCUUUGAUCUUGAGGGCACAGACUGAUGAAUACUAAUGGCAUGGUACAGAUAAGGUUUGUGGGUUUUUAUACUGACAAAGCAGUAUAACCAAUGACAAUAGGGGCAAAGAGAUGACCCUGUUUUCUUGCUGGGGGAUGAGUGGGCAAACACCAAAAGUCAGAGCAGAAAUUAUGGUCUCAGUCUUUCUCAUAACAUGGGAAAAAAUGAAGUCAUUAAGCCAGCUGGUACUGUUUCAUGGUGGUAUUUAAGGUAACUUGUUUUUUGUACAAAACAACUUUCAAAAAUAAAAUGAUCAGACACCC
This is a messenger RNA of Tympanuchus pallidicinctus (lesser prairie-chicken), 2591 nucleotides long. It is a transcript of the gene M6PR, whose product is annotated as mannose-6-phosphate receptor, cation dependent. Gene Ontology annotation, cellular component: Golgi apparatus; trans-Golgi network; endosome. Gene Ontology annotation, molecular function: protein domain specific binding. Gene Ontology annotation, biological process: protein targeting to lysosome. Lineage: Eukaryota; Metazoa; Chordata; Aves; Galliformes; Phasianidae. The record is from RefSeq and is a predicted model, not a curated record. The transcript has 7 exons. The coding region runs from base 29 to 1015 and encodes 328 amino acids.